UUUAUUGUCCCUCGAGAAAUAACCAUCUUAAUAACAUUGUUUCUUAUCCAUUUUCAGGUACGAUUCCCGAGGAGAUUGGCUAUCUUGAUAAACUUGAGGUGUUAUACUUGUAUAACAAUAGCUUAAGUGGAUCUAUUCCUUCCAAAAUCUUCAACUUGUCAUCACUCACUCAUUUGGGGGUUGAUCAGAAUAGCCUCUCAGGCACACUUCCAUCAAAUACGGGAUAUAGCCUUCCUAACCUGCAAUAUCUAUACUUGAAUCAUAACAAUUUUGUUGGAAAUAUUCCAAAUAACAUAUUCAACUCUUCUAAUCUUAUUAUUUUUCAAUUGCAUGACAAUGCAUUCAGUGGAACUCUACCCAAUAUUGCUUUUGGAGAUUUAGGAUUGCUUGAAUCGUUUCGCAUAUAUAACAACAAUUUGACAAUAGAAGAUUCUCAUCAAUUCUUUACUUCCUUGACAAAUUGUAGAUAUUUGAAGUAUCUAGACUUAUCAGGGAAUCAUAUAUCCAAUCUUCCUAAGUCAAUUGGAAACAUAACAUCAGAAUUCUUCCGAGCAGCAUCAUGUGGAAUUGAUGGUAAUAUUCCCCAAGAAGUUGGAAACAUGACCAACUUGCUACUUCUUUCUAUUUUUGGGAAUAAUAUAACUGGACGAAUACCUGGUACAUUCAAAGAGUUGCAGAAACUUCAGUAUUUGAAUCUUGGCAACAAUGGACUACAAGGAUCAUUUAUUGAAGAGUUUUGUGAAAUGAAGAGUUUGGGUGAGUUGUAUCUGGAAAAUAAUAAGCUCUCUGGAGUUUUACCAACAUGUUUGGGAAAUAUGACUUCUCUUAGAAUAUUGAACAUUGGAUCUAAUGAUUUGAACUCUAAGAUACCGUCCUCUCUUUGGAGUCUCAAAGAUAUCUUACUAGUAAAUUUGUUCUCUAAUGCUCUCAUUGGUGAUCUUCCACCUGAGGUUGGGAAUUUGAGACAAAUUGUAGUAUUAGAUCUAUCAAGAAAUCAUAUUUCAAGAAACAUUCCCACAACCAUCAGUUCCUUACAAAAUUUGCAGACUCUGUCCUUAGCUCAUAACAAAUUGAAUGGAUCAAUUCCCUCAUCACUUAGUGAAAUGGUAAGCUUGGUCUCUUUGGACUUGUCCCAAAAUAUGCUAGAUGGUGUUAUUCCAAAAUCCUUAGAAUCACUUUUGUACCUUCAAAACAUCAACUUCUCAUAUAAUAGAUUACAAGGAGAGAUUCCUGAUGGUGGACAUUUCAAAAACUUCACAGCUCAAUCAUUCAUGCAUAAUGAUGCACUUUGCGGUGAUCCUCGACUCAUAGUACCUCCAUGUGAUAAGCAAGUUAAAAAAUGGUCAAUGGAAAAAAAGCUUAUAUUGAAAUGCAUACUUCCUAUAGUUGUGUCAGUCGUUUUGAUUGUUGCGUGCAUCAUACUUUUAAAACAUAAUAAAGGGAAAAAGAACGAAACUACUCUUGAAAGGGGUUUUUCAACUUUAGGAGCUCCAAGAAGAAUAUCCUAUUAUGAAAUUGUGCAAGCAACUAAUGGAUUCAAUGAGAGUAAUUUCCUUGGAAGGGGGGGAUUUGGCUCUGUUUAUCAGGGGAAGCUUCUUGAUGGUGAGAUGAUUGCCGUUAAAGUAAUUGAUUUGCAAUCAGAGGCAAAAUCAAAGAGCUUUGAUGCAGAAUGCAAUGCGAUGAGAAAUCUACGACAUCGGAAUCUGGUAAAGAUUAUCAGUUGUUGCUCAAAUCUUGAUUUCAAAUCAUUGGUGAUGGAGUUCAUGUCAAAUGGAAGUGUAGACAAAUGGUUAUAUUCAAAUAAUUAUUGUCUAAGUUUCUUGCAAAGGUUAAAUAUAAUGAUAGAUGUUGCAUCUGCAUUGGAAUAUCUCCAUCGUGGUUCUUCAAUACCAGUGGUUCAUUGUGAUCUAAAGCCUUCCAAUGUCUUGUUGGAUGAAAAUAUGGUUGCACAUGUUAGCGAUUUUGGUAUUGCAAAGCUCAUGGAUGAAGGACAAUCUCAAACUCAUACACAAACUUUGGCUACUAUUGGAUAUCUUGCACCAGAGUAUGGUUCUAGAGGAAUUGUUUCUGUCAAAGGAGACGUGUACAGCUAUGGGAUUAUGCUAAUGGAAAUCUUCACAAGAAGAAAGCCAACAGAUGAUAUGUUUGUUGCAGAACUAAGCUUGAAGACAUGGAUCAGUGAAUCAUUGCCUAAUUCAAUUAUGGAGGUCAUGGAUUCAAAUUUAGUCCAACUAACUGGGGACCAAAUUGAUGAUAUAUCGACUCACAUGUCAUCUAUUUUUAGUUUAGCCCUGAGUUGUUGUGAAAAUUCACCUGAAGCAAGAAUUAAUAUGGCAGAUGUUAUUGCGUCGCUAAUGAAAAUAAAGGCUUUGGUUCUUGGCGCAAACAGGGUCUAGUUAUUUUCCUUUUGUACAAGUGGAGUUUUCAAUAUUGUUUCUGGAUUGAUGGCUUUCAAUUUUAUUUGUUGUUGUAUGAGAUUGAAGUACAUUAUUUUUUUUUAUUCCUCUAGAUUUUAAGAGAAUGGACCGCUGAAUAAAAGAUCAUCCCACAAGCAUGUAAAAUGGGG
Medicago truncatula (barrel medic) is the source of this 2566-nucleotide messenger RNA. RefSeq names its product receptor kinase-like protein Xa21. Gene Ontology annotation, molecular function: protein kinase activity; ATP binding; protein binding. NCBI's taxonomy places the organism in Eukaryota, Viridiplantae, Streptophyta, Magnoliopsida, Fabales, Fabaceae. The record is from RefSeq and is a predicted model, not a curated record. Gene Ontology annotation, biological process: protein phosphorylation. Bases 600 to 2396 code for a protein of 598 amino acids. The transcript is spliced from 2 exons.